Molecule: messenger RNA, 5510 nt
Organism: Gasterosteus aculeatus aculeatus (three-spined stickleback)
Lineage: Eukaryota; Metazoa; Chordata; Actinopteri; Perciformes; Gasterosteidae
Source: RefSeq, a predicted model, not a curated record
UGUCAGUUAAAACGUGUAUUUCACUGUCCUUCAUCAGAUUUGUAGAUAAACAUAAAGAGCUUAUAAUUCUCAUGUAGUAUGUUUUAGAAGAUUUAUAGUGAUUUUUCUAUUAUUGUUAUGGAUGCUUUAAGAAUUGAAAUAACACUGCUAGAGUAGACACAUUGUUUGCAAAAUCUCCGUAAAACAACUACAACCGUGACUUGAAACUGUCGUUACUGCUGUUAGCUGUUGGGGUUUGUCUGUGUCCUCCUGUUUUAUAAUAAAAUACAUAUUUAAAUUGUUUUUACUAGUGAAGUAAGAAUAUAUUUACUCUUUUUAAUAUAUUUAAUAUUUGUAUGAUCUCUUUUGUAACAUGGUUCCCAUGGAAACAAAGGCGGGCGCUUCCGUCAAAUCAUCCAAUGAGGGGCGGUUAUUUAUUGACCCUAUGUUUGAUUGGCUGCGGAGGACUUCCUAGGAUCUACUCGGCUGCCGCCCGUGAGCCCGCGAUUUACAAAAGCUACCGCUGGAAAAAGUGACACAGUUUACAACAAACCUUCUGUUUUCCCCUCCCUAACCUGCUGGUAUGUUGUCAGAGUGGUGCGAAUGACUCGGUAACGUAAUCCCGGACUAAAAGUCGUUGAAAUUGCCCCGGCAACACUAUAAUUUACGAAGCAAACAGCGCGCGUCUAAGCAGGUUUUGUUUGUAGCGGCGGUAACGUUUCCGCUAGCAGGCGGCUAACACCAGUUAGCCGGAAAUAGGAAGCGUUAGUUACCUUGUCAACAAGCGUCAACAGAAACUGCUGUUCCCUUGUCAAAGACAGACCGCACGGUUUCUUUCUCCGACCUGUGGUGAGAGUUGUUUCCCCUCGUAAUCUUCAAAUCGCGUGCCAAGAACCGAUAAACUAAUGUUACCAUGUUAUUCUGAAUAAAACAUUGUGUCUCUUCACGUCAGAUGAACACGCUCUAAUCUGCGCACGCAUUCAAUAGUGAACAUGCACUAUUGUUACAAUGCUGCAACCCACUAAUCCUCUCUAAAGAAUUGUCUAUACAACCCACAGCCAUGUCGCUGUCGAUCGAAGCUCAUAUUGCGGGGAGCCAGAGCGACAGAGUCAAAGGAGACACUAUUUGUGUGGUGCCCGACCUCGACUGUGAUCUCCUGGAGGAGGACAUGGACCUCAACAAGUCCUACCCAUGUACUCGGAGACCGUUGUACAAGAAGAGCCUGUUGGAGCUGCAGCGUCGCUACUACGAUCCUGGCUCCUUGAGCGGUGGAUUUUCCGAUAUUUGCACGUCUGUAGGGCCAAGAAAUCUGAAAAUUCCCAGUUUAAUUUGUGGCUCCAAAGUCUCUGCUGUUUCCUUGCCGCAUCCGUCCACUGUGCUGGAUAAAGAGGAAAGCUUGUUUUGUCAGCUGAUCUCUGAGGACUUUGGGCUCUCUGGAUCUGCGUCCACCCUCAACCCAAACAAAGCUUUUCUUACAAUCGACCAUAAAAGCAGAGAGAUCGUGUCUGCAAACGAACAGGCCUGCAAGCUGUUAGAGUGCACCCGCAAUGAGGUUAUUGGAAAAAAGCUGCUUUCCAUCUUGAAGAAAACCAGUCAGGUCCUGGAAGAAGCAUUGGAAGAAGAUAUUCCCCUGACGGAUGGAACCGUUGUGGCUGUGUCUGGAAAAGUGAUGGAUGUUGUGACAUCAGCUGGAGAGUUGACAGUGUCAGUGUGUACGCAAAGAUGCUCACAAAACGAAGAGCACUGGCUCGUCAUGAUGGAAGUUGUGGAAAGGGUUUCAGCCUUUCUGUCUUUUACACAAGACGGUAAUAUCCUAACCUGUGACUUGGCGUUUAGUCAUCUCCAUGGAUACCAACAUCCCGACGAGUUAAAAGGGGUGUCUGUGAAGGAGCUAAUACCCUCCUUACAAAUCCCCCUCCACAGUAAUGCAUUGCCCAAAAUGCUGCGGAUUCAGAGAGUUUGUGGUAAAAGCAGAGGGGGUGCAUCAGUCCCACUGUGUGUCAAACUUAAGGGGGCAGUAGUAUGUGGGGGGAACCAACGUCACAACAGUGGGACUGGUUGCACCUGGGCAACAGGUAGUCUUGAACAAUCCGACGCAGAGGAAAACCAGCAGAGCGGUCGGCCCGACUCCUCUGUGUGCAAGUCAAACGGCUUAAACCCUGACGAACCAUGCCCUGGAGUGAAAGGGGGUAGCACUGUCCUCUCCCCCAGGCCUGAACUGGAGUACUCUGGAGCAGUGUGGGUGUUUGCUCCUCUGAGCGGUCUCCUCCUGCUCCGCCCUGACGGCUCCAUCUGCCACAUCCACAACCGCCUGGCCCUCAGUCUGUUUGGCUACGACCAGGACGAGCUCCUGUCAAAGAGUGUCACUUUCCUGAUGCCUGGUUUCUACGGAUGGAUGUCUGACACGGAGAAAAAGGCCGGCCCCUUCUCUGACUCUCAAGCAGAGGUGGAUAAAAGUAGAGCCUCAUUCAAAAUGUCAGAGAAAUACGACCCGUCCUCACUGGUGGCUGGUCAUAUGUCCAUGGUGCAUCAGGCUGUUCUGGGAAAAAUGUCCACAGGGAGAGGCCGAAUCUUCACUGGAACCAGCAGCCGGCUGGAGAAACCGGGCAGCGCUUUAUCGACACUCGCUCCUCCUACUGUCACCUCCACAAGAGUAGUCAUGGCUGAUGACACUACGGAGCUGUUGGAGGAGGCCGCCCAGGUGGCUCUCUGCACCGGCCAGCUGGACGCUGCUGACACCACUGAGGCUCUCCUCAAGACAUUUGCCUUGGUGGAACCUCCAGAAGAUGAGACGUACUGCCUGGUGGCCACUGGUCCACCACGCCGUAACCAGCAGUUAGGCGAUGAAGUUCAUAAAAGCAAUCUACCUGCCGUCAGGGUUAUCUCAGACACUGCCACUCAGAACGGAUAUGCUGUUGGCAGGCAGGGUGAGACCACUCCUGACAGAGGCAAAGCCCCUUGCUCAUGUGCCUCCGUCCUCCAAGACUCCAGCUUUGAGGUCAUCUCACUGGGGAGCAGGUCGUCGUCUGGCUUCUGUGAAAGGUUUGCCGGCAAUGGUGGUUCUGAUCCAGGCCUGGCAGAGCAUUCUUGCUCAGCACACGUGGUGCACUCAGCCAGCUGUUUCCUGGACAUUAACAGCGAUGGUGAUGUGGUGACCCGGGCCCUAGCCGACCUAGAUCUGAGCCGCAGCAUAGAGGUUCUCAGUGGCAGAGGAGGCAACGACGACAACCAACGCUCCAUGACGUCCUGCGACACCGCUGAGCUGCUGCGUACGCCCUCCACGUGCGUGGUUGGGUCUGACCAGGAAGCUGGGAGUGGGAACGCCGGUGUGGAGGCCAGAAGCUCAAGGGAAGAGCCAGUGGAAAAGAACCAGUGCGACCAGGAUCAGUGGGCCGCGCUUUCUUCCAUCCAAAAAGAAAAGAGCCGAGAGUUCUGCAUGGCAGAGAACGGCGGGAUUCAGUCAAUGACGGACAUUCCUGCCACGUCUACUCCUAAGAAACAGAAGGCGAAUGGACAAAACCCAUCCGCAGACUCUACACAGAUACAGGAGGGCCGCUACGAAGGAAGCGCCUACCACAGAGACGGCACCAGACUAGAUGUGCAGUGCGAUGUGUGCAGGAUUAACCGGCCUGAUGGCACCGCCGUGAUCUGUGUGUGGAUGAGUAGGCCAGGCCUGCAGGGGGCAAUGCUGCAUACAGGUCGGCCAUUGCACAACCAGUCCGACGGCAGUUUAGGAGAGAGGAUUGGUGACGCCAGUCACGGGGAGGUAUUACGCUCCACCAUGGAUCUCGAGCAGUCUCGAGCCUGUGACGGACAGUUUGAAGAAGACUACCAGCCUAUCAAAGCUGUGGGCAGAGGAGCCUUUGGUUUUGUCUGGAAAGCGAUAAGGCGCUCUGAUGGAACAGAUGUGAUAGUGAAGUUCAUUAAGAAGGCCAGGAUAAUAAAGGACUGCUGGGUAGAUGAUCCCAUGCUGGGACAAGUCAGCCAGGAGAUUGCCAUACUGACAAGAGUACAGCACCACAACAUAGUCAAGGUGCUGGAGGUGUUUGAGAAUGGGAGUUACUUCCAGAUGGUGAUGGAGAAAAAUGGAGAUGACUUGGACCUGUUUGAGUUCAUAGACAUGCAGCCAAGGCUGGAUGAGCCCUUAGCCAGCUACAUCUAUAGACAGCUGGUGGCCGCUGUCUUCUAUUUGAGGACUAAAAACAUCCUUCACAGGGACAUAAAAGACGAGAACAUCAUCAUUGACAAAAGUUUCCACAUUCGACUGAUCGACUUUGGCUCUGCUGCCAUGAUGGCUCCCAAGAAGCUCUUUUACAAUUUCUGCGGCACAUUGGAGUACUGUUCCCCGGAAGUGCUUCGGGGAAAUCCCUAUGAGGGUCCAGAGCUGGAGAUGUGGUCUCUUGGUGUGUUGCUGUACACUCUGCUAUUUAGUGAGAACCCUUUCUGUGGCGUUGAUGAGAUCCUGGACGCCAAACUCAAGCUCCCGUUCCGCGUCUCUCCAGAGCUGCAUGCUGUGUUGAGCGGGCUGCUGCACCCUGAUCCCGCUCAGAGAAUGACUCUGGACCAGCUGCUGCUGCAGUCCUGGAUCAGCCAGCCCAUUUCACUGGCAGAGUACAGCUGGUCAGAGGUGGUCCCUCCCACUCAGAUGUACUACUCACCACAGCACCUGGAGCCCAGUCCCAAGGCUUUCAUCGAGCAGCGCUUGUUCCCAGAUGAACAUGACGAGACUCUUCCUGAUGAUGACGAUGAAGAAGAUGAUUGUCUGUCAAUGGUGGCCUUGGAAACAGAGCUUCAGAAAUAUCUCCAUGAGGAUUAAAGAGUGAUUUUUUUUUUUUUGUAUCCAACCAGCCACCCAACAUUUAAUGUGCAGCAGUACUCGGAGGCCGAGGUGCAAAGUAAGAAAAGGCCACCUUGUCUUAGUCCAAGAAACAAAUCAAACCCCACUGACUGUUGUCAGGUGUCUUUCAUGGCGUUUAGACAGCUUGCUAACAAGAGUGAUGGAUUAGUUGUCACGCCGUUCAAAAUUUUUAAAUAUUUUUUUAAUAUUAUGCAUUUUAUUUAUUCUGUGGAUUUAUUAAUUUAAUGAAAAUCUGAUCUGAUCUAGCUUUGACAUCAAAACUAGGAAGUGAGCACAACCUUUGUUGUUUACCUCAGAGGAAACCACAUAGACUUUAGUUUGAUUGACACUAAAGGGAAUUGUUUUAUCAUUUAUUUUGUGUAUGAUUUUAAUCUUGAGUGUUUUAAUUAAAAAUUGUAAGUAUUUACAUUUUAUUUAUUUUACUAGACAGAAAUAAAUAUUUCACUGACUAUGUUUGACUUCUCUUUUUAUUAUGAAGGAAUUGUCUGUUAAUCAAAACUGGCAAAUUUGUCAUAGAUAAAUCUGUCAAUUAUUUAAUUGCAGGGCAUUUAAAAAAUGUACAUUGCCGUUUCUAUCAUUGUAAUGUAUCAGAAACGUUGGCAGCUGCUGCUUGGUGUGACUGAUUUGAACCACAGAUAUCAAAAAUAAAAGGAAAUCUGUGAAAAAAAACUUG